Messenger RNA from Linum trigynum, 468 nucleotides. The record is from the annotation of a GenBank genome assembly. NCBI's taxonomy places the organism in Eukaryota, Viridiplantae, Streptophyta, Magnoliopsida, Malpighiales, Linaceae.
AUGCAUCCACUAAAAAGGGUGAGAAGGUAUACGCCUAUAAAAUCAUGGAGGUUUUGGCUUCCACACUCUUUAGCUCUGGAGGCUGAUGAGCCUGCCUUAGAAUCGAGCUCUGGGGCGACGUCUAUAUUGAUCAGUCCAGUUUUGGAGAUGCGGAAACUCCAGACUGUCUUGAACAAGAUUUACCCUUCGGGGAUGAAAAGCAUGAUUGGCCACCGGAUAGUGAAAUGGUGGUGGUUCAAAGUAUUUAUUGUUACCCUAGUUUCGACGGUGAGAAGUUGGUUAAUAGACCUUUUGUCGCCGACGUCUUCCCCAGAUUGUGGGGGAGCAGAUGCAGCGGGGGCUGAUAGUGAUGGAUUAGACGUCCACAAGAAUCAAUCCAAGUUUGAGAAGGCCACAAAUCAAGAUUGGUCCAAACAUAUUUUACCCUUAAGGGAUGAGAAACAUACUCGGCCACCGGAUCGUGUCUAG